AUGGUUCCCGGUCCAGAGAUCAAGGUGCCCUCUCACUUCAGCACCAACACCAAGACCACUACCACCGCCGCCCGCAUCAAGCGCUUCGGCGCAAAGAAGGCCGUCAAGCCCCUCCCCGGCACGGCAAACUACGUCUCAAACCCCCGUCCGCCCAAGGGACAUCUCCGUCCUAGCACUCUUGGCGAGCUACCCAUAAGCAUCAACAGCAACAAGGACCCGCGCUUCGUCCUCUACGGUGACCUCUACUUCCAGGACGACACGUUCGGUGUCCCGCCGGUGAACAAGGUCAAGGGCUUCACGCACUACAAUGUUGCCUUCUGGAUGGCUACGAGCGGGCCGGCUGAUAAUGCUCUAGCUUGGACGCAGGCUACCGACGAGCAGAGGAAGAAGAUCAAGAAGGCAUACAACGAUGCUGGCAUCAAGCUCAUGGUCUCCGCCUUUGGUGCAACCGACACUCCUCAGACGGGCGCUGGUCUAGGCAACGCAACCAAGACGGCGAACCGACUGGCCGACUUUGUCCGCAAGUACAACUUCGACGGCGUCGAUGUCGACUACGAAGAGAUGGACCACUUUGCUCAGGGCAAGUCUGUUCCCUGGCUCGUCACCCUUACCAAGCAGCUACGUCGUCGUCUGCCUCGGGACCAAGGCUAUCUCCUCACCCACGCGCCCAUUGCUCCUUGGUUCUCCAAGCAGAUUUACAAGGACGGCGGUUACACCGAGGUGCACAAACAGGCUGGAGAGGACGUCGACUUCUAUAAUGUGCAGUUCUACAAUCAGGGCAAGGACGCAUACACGAGCUGCGACGGGUUGAUCUGGGAGGGGCCAAAGGAGUGGCCCAGCACGUCCCUCUUUGAGCUGGCCAAAUACUCUCACAUUCCCCUCGACAAGCUCGUCAUCGGCAAGCCCGCUCUCCCCACGGACGCGGCCAACGGGUACGUCUCGAAGCACGACCUGGGCAAGUGUGCGCAGGAGGCUGAGAAGGAGGGCUGGAAGGCUGGCUUGAUGUGGUGGGAGUAUUCUAAGAGCUUCAGCGCUGAGCAGCUCAAGCGAGUGCUGUUCCACUGGUCGUAG
Messenger RNA from Jaminaea rosea, 1071 nucleotides. Its product is annotated as glycoside hydrolase. The record is from RefSeq and is a predicted model, not a curated record. Bases 1 to 1071 code for a protein of 356 amino acids. Gene Ontology annotation, biological process: carbohydrate metabolic process. Gene Ontology annotation, molecular function: hydrolase activity, hydrolyzing O-glycosyl compounds. NCBI's taxonomy places the organism in Eukaryota, Fungi, Basidiomycota, Exobasidiomycetes, Microstromatales. The transcript is spliced from 3 exons.